CAGACUCGGUUCAAGGUGGUUCACAUGCCUGCGCACUGCGCGCAACACGACGCACAAAACGGGAUUAUUCCAUUAGCAAACAAAAGAAAAAUUACAAAACAAAAUCCUAGGAUUUAUUAAAGCUUCUGCAUCUUUUGACGCGGUUGAAGACACUUUCUGAACAAAGCUGUCAAAGCAAUGAAAGCCUGGAGAGUUGGCUUUCUUUGCUUAGUGGUCUUGAACGCAGCAGUUCGUUAUGUGACUUCUUUGGAGCAAGAACUGGCCGAUUCUAUUUUGGGUAAAUUUCUGGAUCCCGUCAAAGACUUGUCUGAGCAGAAGUAUGACGCCAAUGAAACGGUGGCCAGAUUCUCCCUACGCAGACCCUCCCACCCAGAAGAUGACCUGUGCUACAUCCUACCCGGCCGAGCUGACUCGCUGGCGGCCUGUGCCUUCAACAGCACCGCCAAAACCUUCCUCAUCAUCCACGGGUGGACGUUGAGCGGCAUGUUUGAAAGCUGGGUGGCUAAGUUGGUGUCGGCGCUGUACGAGCGAGAGCAGCUGGCCAACGUCAUCGUGGUGGACUGGCUCAGUACGGCCCAGAACCACUACGUGGUCGCGGCCCAGAACACCAAGGCGGUGGGGCAGGAGGUGGCACGCUUCAUUGACUGGAUUGAGGAAACCACCAAUAUUCCGCUUGACAACUUGCAUCUGAUUGGCUACAGCCUCGGUGCUCAUGUGGCAGGCUUUGCGGGGAGCCAUGCGACCAAUAAAGUUGGAAGAAUAACAGGUUUGGACCCGGCCGGGCCUGACUUUGAGGGCGAGCACGCCCACAGGCGCCUCUCCCCGGAUGACGCCGGCUUCGUGGACGUCCUCCACACCUUCACCCGAGGCUCUUUGGGUCUCAGUAUCGGCAUCCAGCAGCCUGUGGGCCACGUGGACAUCUACCCAAAUGGAGGCAGCUUCCAGCCGGGCUGCAACUUAAGAGGCGCUCUGGAGAAGAUUGCCAAAUUUGGGAUAUUUGCCAUCACCGAUGCGGUCAAGUGCGAGCACGAGCGCUCCAUCCACCUCUUCAUUGACUCGCUGCUGAACGAGGAGGAGGCGGCCAAGGCCUACCGUUGCAGCAGUAACGACAGGUUCGACCGGGGAAUGUGCCUCAACUGCCGCAAAAACCGCUGCAACACGGUGGGCUACGACAUCAGCAAGGUCCGCAAGGUGCGCAACGUACAGUUGUACACCAAGACCAGAGCCACCAUGCCCUACAGAGUUUAUCACUACCAGCUGAAGAUCCACUUUUCCAGUAAAGUGAACCGCUCAGAGAUGGAGCCCUCACUGACCGUCUCGCUGUUCGGAACCAAAGGAGAGGUGGACGACCUGCAGCUUAAAUUGAAGGAGAAAAUAUCAGCAAAUAGGAUGCAUUCCUUCCUACUGGUGACCGAGAAGGACAUCGGUGAGCUGUUGAUGUUGACGUUCAAGUGGGAGGAGUCAAACGGCUGGUCGGCUUCCAGUAUGUUGAAGAUGGUUUCCUCCUGGUGGUCCGGCCACUCCGACGGCGCCGACAUGGAGGUGCAUAAAAUUCGCAUUCGGGCUGGAGAGACGCAGCAAAAGGUUGUAUUUUGCAUCAAAGAUCCCGAUUCUACCAACUUAACGCAAGAGCUUACCUUUGUCAAAUGUAAGGACUCGUGGCGAGCGAAUCCAAAACGCACAUCCAAAAGAAUCACCUUGGAGGCUCACUGACCCUGCAGAGAAAACAACCUUCACUACCCCGUGCGUCCUUUUGCACUUAGUCAAUAAUUUAUUUGAUGU
Messenger RNA from Syngnathus acus (greater pipefish), 1782 nucleotides. RefSeq names its product lipoprotein lipase (gene lpl2a). NCBI's taxonomy places the organism in Eukaryota, Metazoa, Chordata, Actinopteri, Syngnathiformes, Syngnathidae. The transcript is spliced from 10 exons. Bases 178 to 1713 code for a protein of 511 amino acids. Gene Ontology annotation, molecular function: apolipoprotein binding; lipoprotein lipase activity. The record is from RefSeq and is a predicted model, not a curated record. Gene Ontology annotation, biological process: lipid metabolic process.